AUGUCAUCAAUAUUCAUAUCGUUUUUCUUCGUAAAAACCCUAUCAGGGACUGAAAGAUCUAUCAAUGGCACCGCUCUCUAUAGAGCAUCGAGUAAUACUCAAGAUGAAUUCAGAGAAUUCAUCUUCAAAGCCUAUAUCGAAUCAGAAGAAAGUUUAAUUCAAGAAUUUGAAAAAGAGACAAUAGUUCUGAUGAUUGCGCAUAUAACUAAUUAUUAUUUUUAUUUCUUAUUUUACAUAAUAACAAAAAAAGGUCGCUCUGAUACAAGCAAUACCACACCCGUGGUAGCAGAUUCGUAUAUUUCUGAUAUAGAUGGUGGCAGAGAAAGUUUCAUGUUGUCAAAACGAUUGUAUAAUGGUGUCAAUAAUCACAAGAACAUCGAAUCAAAAGUGAUCGUGUCAUAUACCAAUGUGCAUGGUCGAUAUAAUUCAAUAAAAACUAACCUGAAAAAGACCAUAAUGUCAGUAGUGGGAAAGUUAAAGAUCGGUGGGAGUUCGAUGCAACACAUCAUAGCAUCAGAAAUUGAGUGGAAUUACGCUGGAAACAAUUCGCAAUCAUCAAAUGUUUCUGAUCAAAACAGUACAAAUAUGCAAGAACUUGAAAGCCUCGAAGCAAGAUAUCUCCAAAUGAAUGCAAGUCCCAAGAAAAAACGCAAGAUUAGCCGUUGCAGAGAUUGA
This is a messenger RNA of Acaulospora morrowiae, 675 nucleotides long. NCBI's taxonomy places the organism in Eukaryota, Fungi, Glomeromycota, Glomeromycetes, Diversisporales, Acaulosporaceae. The record is from the annotation of a GenBank genome assembly.